Molecule: messenger RNA, 927 nt
Organism: Aspergillus versicolor CBS 583.65
Lineage: Eukaryota; Fungi; Ascomycota; Eurotiomycetes; Eurotiales; Aspergillaceae
Product: homeobox domain-containing protein
Exons: 3
Coding region: 1-927 (308 amino acids)
Biological process (GO): regulation of transcription by RNA polymerase II
Molecular function (GO): DNA-binding transcription factor activity, RNA polymerase II-specific; RNA polymerase II cis-regulatory region sequence-specific DNA binding
Source: RefSeq, a predicted model, not a curated record
AUGGCCAUCUCAUAUGCCAGCGGGCUACCAGCCGAUAACCAAGCCCUUCCGUCAUUUCGCGAGCUGCUUCCGCCACACCUACACGAAGAAAUCGAGUCGACCUCAUACUAUCCGUCCCGACAGCCGCGCGAGCGUCCAACAUCAUCCCACGAUGUGACACCCAGCCUUCGUCCUCCCUACGCUUCUUCUUCGUUCAAAUCCCAGUUCGAUCUCCGUGAUUACCCAGGUUCAAGGCCCGACUCCCACCACACCAGGGAUCAUGCGCACGUUCCAGGCGCCACCAAUGCUACGUCGCGCUACGGUUCGCGCCCGAGUCCCAUGCUUCCUCCAAUUCGCGACCUACAGUCGUAUCCUGAGCGUGGGAUGGGUGGCUACCCAGAUCCCAGGGGCGCUUCACGACCGGAGAUGACGGCCAUGCCUCACGGAUACCCGCCAACCUCGCACAUGCCAGGACCGAGGAGCGACCGAAUAAGCACCGAUGCUUACAGGAGUGCGCCGCCUAUGCAUGGCCAGAUGGGAUAUCCUUACCCGCCGAUGGCUUACCAGAGUGAUCCCGAACACGCCUCUCCACAAGCGCUAUCGCAUGGGCCUCAGUCGAAUUUUGGCAUUCUCGGCGACCCCAUCGACUCGAAGAACAAGCGCAGGCGUGGGAACCUCCCUAAGCCCACCACUGAGAUCCUCAAGAAGUGGUUUCACGAGCACUUGGACCAUCCUUAUCCCAGUGAAGAGGACAAGCAGAUGUUCAUGACCCGCACAAAUCUCACAAUCAGCCAGAUCAGCAAUUGGUUCAUCAACGCGAGGAGACGCCAACUCCCUGCCUUGCGGAAUCAAAUGCGAACCGGUGGAAGCGAAACAGAUCAAAGACAGUCUCCUCUGAGCGACCUGGAACAAACACCGUCCGAUUCGUCGCCCCAGUGGAGACAUUAG